AUGGGUCUGCUCAGCGCGGCGCGAGUUCUCGCGGCCGCGGCCGCGCUGGCUCUCUCCGGCUGCUUCUUCUGCUUUCCCCCGCACUCUUUUCAAGUUUGGAAUUUCCUUUUUGCUGCUGCUGAGCCUUCGCAGCCCGGAAACCUCUACGCCACGCUCGGGCUGCAGCGCAGCGCCUCGCCCACCGAAGUCAAGAAAGCCUACAGAAAGCUCUCCAUGAAGUUCCACCCCGACAAAAACAAAAGCCCCGACGCUGAGGCCAAGUUCAGGGAAAUCUCUUACGCCUACGAAGUCCUCAGCAAUGCAGAAAAGCGAAAAGUCUACGACACCCAGGGCCACGCGGGCUUGGAGCGGCUGCAGCAGGGCGCGGGGCAGGACUCGGGCCACCCCUUCGAUGUGUUCUCGGAGUUCUUCGGAGGGUUUGGAGGGUUUGGGGGUUUUGGGGGCCGGGGGGUUCCGCGGGAAACCCCGCAAGCCCCCAGCAGCGUGCUGCAGCUUCCUGCUGCGCUGCAGCAGCUCUACGACGGCGUGCUGCUGCAGUUCAGCUUCUCGCGGCCAGUUCUCUGCAUUAAUGCAGAAGACUGCAUGCAGCAGCAAAAGGACUGCAAGGGCCCCGGAGUUCGCCUCUUUACGCAGCAGAUGGGCCCCGGCUUUAUCGUUCAAAACCAAGUCCAAGACCCUUCCUGCGUGGACCAGGGAAAGGCCUGGAUCCGCGGAUGCAAAGAGUGUCCGAGCGGGGUGACGGAGCUGGAGUCGAUAGAGCUGACAGCAGCAGUGGAAAGGGGAAUGAAGUCUGGAGACAAAAUUGUUUUUGAAGGAAUGGGAGAACACAGAAUAGGCCACGAGCCGGGGGACUUGGUGUUGGUUAUUGAGGAGCUGCCGCACCACCGGUACACCCGGAAGGGCGACGACUUGCACAUGACAUUGCAGAUCGACUUAAAAGAAGCUUUAGUUGGAUUUGAAGUGAAGUUCGAGCACUUGGACAAAAAAGAAAUAAAAGUGCAGCGGGGAGAAGUCACCAGAGACGGAGAAGUCCUCAGAAUCAAGGGAAAAGGAAUGCCAAAAAAACACAAGUCCGAAACUUUCGGAGAUUUGUUCAUUUCCGUCAAAGUCAAAUAUCCCAAACAAAUAAAUGCCAAACAAAAAGAACUCAUUCGGCAGGCCUUCCACGGGAUGCCUCCUGCGGCUUUCAGCUGA
This is a messenger RNA of Eimeria necatrix, 1194 nucleotides long. Its product is annotated as DnaJ protein, putative. The record is from RefSeq and is a predicted model, not a curated record. NCBI's taxonomy places the organism in Eukaryota, Apicomplexa, Conoidasida, Eucoccidiorida, Eimeriidae. The coding region runs from base 1 to 1194 and encodes 397 amino acids. Gene Ontology annotation, molecular function: Hsp70 protein binding. Gene Ontology annotation, biological process: protein refolding. Gene Ontology annotation, cellular component: cytoplasm. The transcript has 4 exons.